Messenger RNA from Lepisosteus oculatus (spotted gar), 3506 nucleotides. Lineage: Eukaryota; Metazoa; Chordata; Actinopteri; Semionotiformes; Lepisosteidae. The record is from RefSeq and is a predicted model, not a curated record.
AUCAAAUUAUCCAUCAGGGUUUUGUCUUAGCACAUCACAGGAAGCAGCCCCAUAUUGGAGGGGAGGUACGUUGCUUUACUGAUAGCACCACUUUGCUGCAAGUGCCUAGGAGGCUGCAGUUGUUGCUGAGAACACACCGAUGAACUAAUUCCACCUUGCUUUUGGCAGUGCUCAGGCAAUGGUUUUUUAAGACCUAGUCCUCUGGCAGUGUCUCGUUUCCUGCAGUCCCACUGUAGGCCUUUAUGUGCACUUAAACUGUUAAGUUGACUGCGUCCAAUCAGUUGUUGGGAGCAGAAAGCAUGCCCAUCCUGCUCACCCUAUUACAAUGACCCCGGUCUUGCUCCGGAGGAAAUGGGGAACUGCUCAUCUGCAGAGCCAUGCACCUUUUGUUCUGUUGUAAGUGCUGCAGCACAGCAGAGCACAGAGAAAGCAGCACAGCCUCUCACUGGCAUUGCUGUAAGCCUGCAGGUGCCCGGUAAGACACGGGAGUGAAGCUGGCUAGAAAGCCGACAGAUCCCUGGCCAACUCAUCCCAUGCUUUCCCAGGUGGCACAUUGCAUUGCUAUUUGGAGAAUCCCAUUCACCGUUGGCUAGCAGCAUUGUGCGUGCUUGAUCAUUGAUCACUCUUAACUUAACAUGUGUCCCAAGUGCCUUUACACAUGAACUAAUCUGCGACUCUGAGGUAAGCACACUCUCGAGACGGUAGAGCCACUAGCAGCUGACACGGCGCAGGCAGUGUGGAGCUCUCGGGUGACCUGUGUGCUGGUGUGUCCCAGGGAGAAGAGGCUGGGGCUGCAGCGAUGGUGUGCCACCUGCCAGGCCCACUUCACCGGGGAUCUGAUUGAGCACCGCAGGACCAGAGAGCACAAGAUGGCCAAGCACUCGUCCCGGCCGUUCUGCACGGUCUGCAAGUGGCACUUCAGGACGCCGCGCAAGUUUGUGGAGCACAUGAAGUCGCCCGAGCACAAGCAGAGGGUGGAGGAGCUGCGGAACGAGGGGGGGCCAGAGAUCCCGGAGGAGCUGAUCACGGUGGAUGCCAUCGGCUGCUUUGAGGGAGAGGAGGACUACGAGGAAGAGCCUACCGAGGGGGAGGAAGAGGACGAGGACAGUCAACCUUCCCAUAGCCAAAAGGUGGUCCGGCCGGCGCAGAGGGAGGUGGCCCUGGAGGAGAUGAGGGACGACGAGGAGUACGACUCGGAGACCCAGUACGGCUCUAGUUUUGUGGUCCCAGUGGCUGGAUUCCUCUGCAGGCUGUGCCACAAGUUCUACCACUUCGAGUCCACCGCCAGGCUGUCCCACUGCAAGUCUCAGAUGCACUUCCAGAACCUCCAGAAAUACAGAGCCCUAAAGAGCCAAGAAGAGACCGAAGAGUCUCUGUCAGAGGCAGGGGAGCCAGGCAGCAGCGGCAUAUUGGAGGACCAUCAGGAACUGGGGCCAGCAGAGGGAACCACAGGGGUGGGACCUGAAAUGACCAGCGUAGGUGGGAACAGCAAAAAUGUCGACCUCGAACCCGCUCUCUCCCUCGGCCCGUCUUCUGACCAGGCCACCCCGGGAGGCCCCAAAUCGGCCUCUGAUAUCCAGGAUCCUGAGAAGGCCAGCUCGGAUCUCCCCAACAGAAGCAAAACUGACUCUAGUGGAGCUGCUGUUGACAGUAGCUCCAAUGGUUCGGCUCAGAGUAAGACCAAAGACUUUUCGCCAGACCCGACAAGAUCCGCGAGCCCUCCCUGUGUUUUGCUAGAGGGCUCUGAAGACGGGACGUCAGACUCCGUGAGCUCCCACAUGGACUGCGCGGCGGACGAGCCGGCCCAGCCCGCUGACGACCCGGGGAACCGUAGUUCCUUGUCGGAGAAGGACGGCUCCCCAGAUCGGCCCCCAGCCGAGGAGCCUGGGGAAGAGGAGCCGGAGAGGGAUGGUCCGCAGGUGCUGUCUGGGCAGGCAGAGAAGAGGAGCCCUAACGCUGAAGGCAAAGAGGAAGAGGCAGCCAGGGAAGGCGAGGAAGAAGAGGACGAGGAGGCAGGGGCGGGUGACAGGUUGACGGCAGGGCGCUCCCGGGCAACAGCUCCGAGGAGAAGAUCCACAAGGACGACCCGGAGGCGCUGAAAUACCGUCGGCUGGCUGGAGAAAGAGGGUUCCCCUCCUUUUCUACCGAAAGAUUUUGAGCGAGCAUCUGGGAGUUGCCGUGUUAAAGAGCACGGAAGACGUGUGCCCUGAAGUGGUUUGAUCAGCGAGACUGAAUGACGUUUUGCUUCCGAUCCUGAAGACAAUUCAGGGUCUUGACGUAGUGGAACGGAUGCCCAGCUUUGUAAUGAAGGUAUAAUUAAACAGGGGGCAGGUUAGGUUUGGGUGGGUGUGUGUAGCUUAGUUUGAUCCGCAAUGUGACAAAAAAAACAAUGAAAUUAGGAGACACUGGAGUUGAUUUCAGGAAGGAAGUAAUCGCGUAUUGGUUCUGUACAUAAAAACCUGUUCAACUGGAGAGAUGAUUCAUUAGGCAGCCAGACAGACUUUCCACAGCAUUAGGGCAGGUCUGUCAAACUCUACUACUGGACAGCUUGGAUAGACAGGUGGGAGCUUCAUUGUUUCCAAUCAAAUGAUUUGAUAGAUUGAACAAAUGUGUUCUUCUUAGGUUAGAAGCCAGCAGCGUUGAUAGUGACACACUCACUGGUGUUGACGUAAGCAUAUUCAAAUGCUUACAGACCGGCAGCUGCACAGCACCAAACAAGUGCCCAUCUUUUCCAGUCACAUCUUUUACUUCAGCUAAAGAACAUGAACUGAGGGGCAGUGAAACCCUGUGGCACUCAGAUCUCCUACUUUUCCACUUUAGCAUCAGACGCAUUUGCAGAAUAAGUCACUUUUUUUUUUUUACUUCCCCAGAGGGAAGCUACAGGGCAUUCAAUAACCUCUCCUAAUGCCUCUUAACAAACAAGGAAUGACUGUGUGUCCACAUUGGACACAUUGGGGUUCCAUGUGAAAAUACUGUGACAGUCGUGUGCGGAUUAGGGUUGUCGAACUCCGAAGAGCAAGGAUAAAUCUGAAAAAAACCUACUGUAUUCCUUUAAAACUGUGAGUGUACAGUUUACAGUUUUUAUCCUCCUAUAAGAGGAUAGUGAAUUUAACUUCUGCUAGAAAGUGCUCAUUUUGUUAGUGCAAUGCUUAGAGGGCUCCAUCAAUCUGUCAAAACCCAUUUGGUCUGUUAUACCUUUCUGAAGUACCGAUUGCAAGCUCUGGUGCAACGCCUUUCUAACAAGGUGCCGAGUGGGAGAACUCUCAUGCCAUCCACAGACAAGCCAAUUCACUAGUCUGCCACCUGUCGGAAUACAGCAGAGGUGCAGGGUGAUGGUACAGAACAGUGUAUCUGGAAGACAAAACAAUGCUGUGCAUUUUUAGAAUGUAUUUUUUUUGCAAAUAACUGAAACAAGUGUGGUUUUUUUUAGAAGCUUCGUUUGUAAUGUCUGCAGUUUGUUUUGGUUGUAUUUUAAGUCUUCUAAUUUAUAAAAGUUUGACAAUUUG